AUGGUUGAUGAAAAUUAUUUAAAGGAAAGUGACAGCUCAAAGUUUUUAGACUUUGGUCAAAUCGAAAAUGAAAUUAAAGAAUUCAAAUCAAAACAAAAGGAAAUAUUUAGUUUUUAUGUUAAAAACAUUGAUGAGUUAAUAGGAAAAAUAAAUAAAGCUAAAAACCUUUUAGAGGAAAAGAAGAAAACAGAAAAUGAAAUAUUAAAAGAUAAGAAUUAUCAAAAUAAUGUUGACAUAAAUAAUGGUGAUAAAAAAAGUGUUGUUACUAAUAUGGAUAAUAAUGAAAGCACGGAUAAAAUAAAAAGAAUCGAAAGUAUAAAUGAUAAUAAAACAAUAAACAAAAACAAUGUUAUUAUAAAAGAAUUAAUAAAAGAUGUCAAAAGUUUAAAUAUAACAGAAAAAAUUAAUAAUGAAAACAAGACGUUUUAUAAUACAUUAUUAUUAUCAUAUAGAGGUAUUAUAUCUUUAAUAAAACAGGAGACACCAGAAAUAUUUAAAGAUAUACAUAUUAAAAAAGCUAUUAUUCUUAGAUUAAUUCUGAUGCAUUUUUUACAAAAGGGUGAUUUUUUCAUGUACUAUGUAUUAAAUAAAGAAAUUCUGAAGAAUAAAAAAAAAAAAAAAAAAAAAACAUAUAUGGAGGAAAAUCAAAUGUAUGAUAGAACAUCUAACGGAGAAAUAAUAAAUGAACAUAUUUUAAAAAGUGGGGAUGUCGGAGUAUCUAGAAAUUUAAAUAAUUGUAUAGUUAACCCUGAUAUGUUAAAUGAUAAAAACAAUAAUAAUAAUAAUAUCAAUAUCAAUAACAAUAACAAUAACAAUAUCAAUAUCAAUAACAAUAACAAUAUCAAUAUCAAUAACAAUAACAAUAUCAAUAACAAUAACAAUAACAAUAAUUAUGAUAAUAAUAUUAUGGAUGUCCCACAUUACCUGGACAACAUACCAAACAACAAAGAUAUAGUAAACGAAUGUGACAGUAAACAAAUAAAUAAUACCAAUUCAUACGAUUAUAAUAUGAAUAGUGUGCAAAAAAUAGAAAUGAAAAAUGAAGACACAGCAAAUAAUAUUAAUGUGUAUAAUAAGGAAGAUACUAUAAAAUGUAUUAUACCUGGUAAUAAUAUGUAUGAACAUAAUAAUAGCAAUAGUAAUACAUUUAAUAGUGUUCUCCUAAAUAAUAUUAACCCUAACGUUGGAAUGAACGAUAAAGGAUUGUUUAGUAGAAUUAAAAAAGAAUAUUUAAGAAAAAUAAAAUUCUCUGAAAAAAAUGAAGAAAUAAUAUUUGAGCAUGCAUUGUUAGAAGAAGAAUUAUUUGAAGGAUAUAAAGAAUUACAUAGAAUUAUGUAUAAUUUAAAAAAUUAUGAUGUAAGUUCAUGUAUUGAAUGGUAUCAUAGAUGCAGUGAAUCCACCAAAAAGAAAUAUACAAAAUUGAUUUAUUUAUUACAUUGUAUUAGUUAUCUGAUAUAUUCCAAAGAAGAUAAAGAAAAAGCCUUACAUUGUCUUAGGGAACUAAUGUUAAAUUAUAAAGAAAAUAAAUCUCAUAUCUCAAGAUUAAGCACAUUUAUAUGUAUAGGAGUUGAUAAUGCAUUUUUUAAAAAUAUGUUCUCUAGUGUGCAUGCAAAAGUAUUUAAUUAUUUUAAGAGAGCUUUUAAUGAAGAAGGAAUUGUUGUAAAUAUGAAAAAAAAUAAAAAUAUGAUUAAGAAGGAUACAAGACAAUAUGGAAAUGAAAAUAUGCGCUGUAAUAAUUUGGUACCUAGUAAAGUGAAUAUAAAAAAUGAAGAAGCUAAUAAAAGGAAUGUAAAAGAGUUACAUAAUAAAAAGGAAGAGGACGUCAAAGAAAAAAUAAAUUCUCGAAAAAGAAAAUCUAGUAUAUUGUUAUAUAAUAAAGAUGAAAAAAAUACUCACAAAAAUUGUACUAGUCAAAAGGAUGGAAUUAAACUUUGCAGUGAUAAAAAUUGUAAACAUAAAAUGUGUAGUAGUAAUAAAUAUAAUAAGGAAAAAUCAAAUAUAUCAAGAUGUACUACAGAUAAUGAUAAAAAAUGUUCCUCAUCUAUAUGCUCUAAAAAAAAAAAGAAUAAAAUAAAAAAACGAAAAAAAAAUAACUCCUUUCCUAUUAUGUAUAAAAAAAUAAAUGAAGACAUAUCUAGAGGACAAACAAAAAGUCAUAUAAAAAAAAAGAAUUUAAAGAAUAAAAAAGGAAAGAAUGAACAUAUUUUGAAAAGAAAAAUAAAAAAGAAAUUUACAAAUAUAUAUAAUCGAAUCAGUAAAAAGGAUCCAAUUAAAGUUAAGAAAAAUAAAAAUAAAGGAAACCAUAGCAGAAAUAAGAAGAAAAAGAAAAAUUAUUCAUAUGUUACAUUUCAUAAAGAAUAUGCAUUAAAUAUAAAAAUGGAUCGUAGUAAUAAUAUUCCCUUAAUUCAUAAUAAUAUUUAUAAGGAAAAAUAUAGUAAUUUAUGUGGUACAAAAUUAUAUACUAAUCAUUUCUAUGAGACUAAAAGAAAUAAUUUCCUUCGUCCUUUAAGUGAAUUAUAUGUAGAGAAUAAUAUUAACGAAAUAAUAAGAAAUAAUAAAAUGAAUAAGGACAUUUUAUAUGAUAGCUGUUGUAACAAUUAUAAUAUGAAUAAUUUUAAUUUAAUAUUACCUAAUGUAAGUUUAAAUGAAGAUAAUUAUGGUUAUAAGAAUAAUUCAAGGGGAGGUGUUUAUAAAGAAGGAUAUAAUAAUAAAAAAAAAGAUAAUAAUAAAAAAAAAGAUAAUAAUAAUAAUAAUGAUGAUGAUGAUGAAAAAUUAAAUAAUGGAUGGUAUUCCCAUAUCCAUCAUUGUACUAAAGAUGUCAUUACAGAAAUGAUACAUUCUAAAAAAGAUGAUUUUGAUAUUAUUAAAGAAAAUACCAUAAAUAUGGAUAAAGAUAUAGAUAUUUCAUCAUAUAAUAAUUUAUGUAAUAUAAAAAGAGCAGAUGAAUCUAUUUAUUUAUAUGAAUUAAAUGAAAGCGAACUUUCUCAAUAUUCAUAUAAUGAUAGUAAUUAUAUGACUUAUAAAAUAUUAAAUCGUACAUCUCAAUUUUAUGAUCAUGAAGAUACUAAGAUAAAUAAUUAUGCUCUUCAUAAGUUAUAUAAACAUUAUAAUAAAAAUGUAUGUACAAAUAUAAAUUAUCCUUCAAGUAUAUUAUACAAUAAUCAUCCAUAUAGUUAUAAUAAUUAUUUAUUUUGUAUUAAAAAUUUAUAUCAUAAUAAUAAUAAUAAUAAUAAUUCUUUUUUUCAAAAUAACUCAAAUUUUUAUAUGGAAAAUGUUGUGAAUAAUUUUGAGUAUUAUAUGAAACAAAAUAAUGAUAGUUCAUCUUAUAUGAACCAUAAUACAUUUUAUUCAUUAAACAAUUCUUGCUUUAUCAAAAAAGCAAAUGUUUUAAAAAGCAAAUUACCCAAAUGUAAAUUUUUAUCUGCAUCCCCAAAAGAUGAAAAAGAUGUAAAGACUAUUCCUAUGUCGACAGAACAAAAAAAGGAUUUCUCCUUAUCAUCACAUGAAAAGAAAGAUGUAACUACCUUGUCGAUGGAAAAAAAGUGCACACCCGUAGUAUCAAUAGAAAAGAAAGACGUUCUUAUAUUACCACAAGAAAAAAAGAAUGAAGAAAGGAACAAAUGUGAUGACAAAAUAGAACACAUAUGUGGAAAAGAAGAAUGUAAUGAUAUGUGUAUAUUAAAAAAGAAAAAAAAUGGAAAGGAUGAAGAAGAAUAUUAUGAAUGUGUGAAUUUUAAAGAUAAUGAUGUAUAUACUAAUGACGAAUCUACAACAAGUUCUUGUAGUUAUUAUAAAUCAUUUGGUUCAUGUAAUUCUUACACGUCAUCAAGUGGUGGUGAAUUUUCUUCUUAUUCUAGCGGAGAGGAAAACUUUAAAAAAAAUAUGAAUAAAGUAAAAGAACAAGUAGAUAUAAUGAAAGAAGAUUAUUUGAAAAAAAAUACAAUGAAUGCUUUGUUAAAUACAAAAAAUGUCCAAGCAAAUAAUAGAGCUAUUCUAGCUUCAAAAAAUACAAGACUUGCGAAAACAUCCAUAGAUGUAAGUCGAAUUUUAUUAACGCACGCUUUAACAACAAGGGAUAUAUAUACUUUACAAAAUACGUUGUCCACUAAUAAAAGUAAUACAGAAUUUAGACGUAUUUGUUUGAAAUGGAAGGCAAAAAAGAUUAAAAGAAGAAGUAGGUUAAAAAAGAGGGAAAAAGGUGAUGAGGAAAGUGAGGAUGAUAUAAAAGAUAAGGGUGGAAGGAAUAAAAAAGGGGGCACAAGAAAGGGAAAAAUGGAAGUUGAUGAUGAUGGUGAUGAUGAUGAUGAUGGUGAUGACGAUGAUGAUGAUGGUGAUGACGAUGAUGAUGAUGGUGAUGACGAUGAUGAUGAUGGUGAUGACGAUGAUGAUGAUGGUGAUGACGAUGAUGAUGAUGAUGAUGAUGAUGAUGAUGAUGGUGAUGAUGAUGACGAUGAUGAUGAUUAUAAUGAUGAUGAUAAUGAUGAUGAUAAUGAUGAUGAUAAUGAUGAUGAUAAUGAUGAUGAUUAUAAUGAUGAUGAUAAUGAUGAUGAUUAUAAUGAUGAUUAUAAUGAUGAUUAUAAUGAUGAUGACGAAAGUGACGAUUUUUAUGAUGAACAUAAUUCUUAUGAUGAAGAAGAUGAUUAUUUUGAUGAGGAGAACGAUUACUUUGAUGAAGAUGAUGAUUAUUAUGAUGAAGAAGAUAAUUAUUAUGAGGACGAUGAAAAUAUUCAUGAUGAACAACCUUACAAUUCUCCUAAUAGCAGUAGUAGUUAUGAUAUUAAUAAAAAGAAAAAACAUAAAGCAGUAAGUAAAUUAAAAGGCAAGAGGAAAAAAAAGAAUAAAAAGAAAAAAAAAAGGAAUAUAUCCUCAACUAAUAAAGUAAACCUUUCUGAUUCCUUAGAAUGUUUGGGUUUAGAAAAUUUUAUAAAAUUAACAAAAAAAAAUCUUUUUAUUAAAAAAUCGGAUGAAAAAAAGAAAAGUGAAAAAGGAAAAAAAAAAAAAAAAACUCAAAAAUCCAAAAAAAGUGAUGACACAAAUGAAGGUAAAAAUAAAAUUGAUGAACAAAAAAAAGGUAAGGAAUUGAAGGAAAAUAAAGAUAACAUGAAGUUAAAAAAGAAAAACAAAAUAAAAAAUAUGAAGGAAGUUGAAGGAUCUGUUUUGAAUGAUGAAAAAGGUGACAUGGAAAAAACUACAGUUGAAAAAACACAAAAUGAAAGGAGUGAAAAAAGUAAUAUCACAGAAGAAAGGAAUGAUAAAAAAGUUCUUGCAAAUAAUUUUCAGAAUGAAGUUCAGUGUGAAAAGGAUAUAAAGGAACAGAAAGAAAUACAUAAAGUGGAAAAUGUAAAAGUAGAAGAAAAUAAUGACGAUGAAACUAAAAUUAUUGAAAAUAAGGGAAACGAGUUAGAUGUUAAUCAGGAAGUCAAAAAUGUAAACCAGAAUGAUAGUAAUAUGACCGAAAAAAAUGUAAGUGAAGAAAUUCAAGAGAAUAAAGGUGAAAAUAUUCAAAAGAAUGAAAGCAGAACAAUUGAAAAAAAAGAAAAAACACAAAAAUUAUGUGACAAAAAGGAUGAGAAAAAAAAGAAUAAAGAUGACUUUGAUACAUUAUGUAAGAAGGAUAAAAAAGGAAUUCAUUAUGGAUCAUAUAAGAAAAAUAUAAAAAAGAGAAGAUAUUAUUCAAACUUUUUAUAUGAUGAAAAAAUGCAAAUGCAAAUGAAGAGAAACAAAAAUGAAGGAUAUUACAAUAAAGGUAAUAAAACUAAAAAGGAAAAUUUAGUAUCAAAGGAAAAAGUGAAAUCGGAAAAAGCAGGGUUUAAUAAAAAAAACGAUAGCAGUGAUAGUGACGAUGAAUAUAAAAAAUCAAAAGGAAGGAAAGGAACAGAUAAAAAACCGAACAAUGAUAAAAAGAAAUUUGAUAAAUCGAAUGACGAUAAAAAAAAGAAAAAGGAAAAAGAAGUACAUAAAAACAAUAAAGAAUUUGUAAAAGAAAAGAAAAAUGAAAAUGAUCAAGAUAAAUCAUUGAAAAAGGAGAACGAAAAAAAAGUUUAUGUUCAUCUGGAAAGCCCCUUGGACAUUCUAGUUUGUGCAGGAUUAAUAAGCUCAAAAAAAUUAAUUGAGGCUCAAGCUAUUUUAAAAGAAAAUAAUAAAAGAUUACAAGAAGUGAAGAAUUCUUCCUUCGCUAAUAAUUCCAAUGAAAAGAGUUUAGAAAAAGAAAAAAAUAAAAACCCUAAUGAAAAUGGAUCUUUACUUUCUAAUUCUUUAGCUGUGGAGGUAGAUUUGAGUGGUUGCUUUUUUUUUCAUUCUUCUUUUACAUGUCCUAUUAGUAGAGAUAAGUCCUCCAGGGACAACCCUCCUUAUCUACUUACCUGUGGUCAUGCCAUUUGCAAAAAUUGUGUAGACAAAAUCCAUGCUCAAAGAUCCAGACAAUUCAAAUGCCCAAUGUGUCCACAAUAUUUACAUUUACUGGAGAUAAUUCCCCUAUAUUUUAGUUAA
Molecule: messenger RNA, 6489 nt
Organism: Plasmodium falciparum 3D7
Lineage: Eukaryota; Apicomplexa; Aconoidasida; Haemosporida; Plasmodiidae
Product: putative RING zinc finger protein
Molecular function (GO): ubiquitin protein ligase activity
Source: RefSeq, a predicted model, not a curated record